Messenger RNA from Seriola aureovittata, 3823 nucleotides. RefSeq names its product syntaphilin (gene snpha). Gene Ontology annotation, cellular component: mitochondrion; cytoplasmic microtubule. The record is from RefSeq and is a predicted model, not a curated record. NCBI's taxonomy places the organism in Eukaryota, Metazoa, Chordata, Actinopteri, Carangiformes, Carangidae. The transcript is spliced from 5 exons. Bases 360 to 1937 code for a protein of 525 amino acids. Gene Ontology annotation, biological process: neuron differentiation.
UCAGACAUUAUUAUCCCUGCCAUGAAAACGCUUUUAAUAACCACUCAUGCAGUUAGUUCCUGCCAAAUGAAGCAUUAUUAUCCCCUACUGUCACUUUAAGAAGCACCGAUGCAGCAGACGCAGUUUCCUCAUUUCAUCUCCGGGCUUCAUGGCUGCAGGAUGGACUCUCAUCAUCACCAUCAGCAGCAUCUUCCCUUCCUGCGGCCACCACCAGGGACUGUUCAGCGACCAUCAAGUCUGGCGGGAACCGAGGCUUUUCUGCGAUGCACAACUCCCACCUGCCGAAAUGUGCAGCUGUGAGGGCUCCUAGCGUCCUUCUCUAGAGAACCGCAGAGAGGUUGGAGGUCCCUUGCACAUCAAUGUCUCUCACUCCGAGUCGAAAGCCCUCAUCAGGUCAGCGCAGGCGCUCAGUGGGCACUAGUGGCGGCAGUGGGCGAUAUUCCAGUGAUACAUCCAGCACCCACACCUACCCUGGUCGGGGCAGGGCAGUGGAGAGCAGCCCCGCCGCCCGGACGUAUCCUAGUACACCCAGGCGUCAGGCAAAGCACACAGCCUGCAGCGACAACCAUGGGAUCAGGCCCCCCACCCCGGAGCAGUACCUUACACCUCUGCAACAGAAGGAGGUGUGUAUACGACAUCUGCGAGCCAGGCUGAGGGAGAAUGUCGAAAGACUACAACACAGGGACUGUGAAAUAGAUGAGUUGAGGAGCCAACUGUACAGGAUGCAGGAAGACUGGAUAGAAGAGGAAUGCCACCGUGUGGAGGCCCAGUUAGCCCUUAAAGAGGCACGCAAGGAGAUCCAGCACCUCCAGGAAGUGGUAGAGUCAGUGAGGUCCAACAUUGGUGCCCGUGAACAAGACCCCCACGACCACAAGCCAUACUCAGGGUUGCAGGGAGCUCGGCCAGGGGGGAAGUCUCGCUCCUGUGGCUGUUCCCCGGCCAGCACUUUGAGUCGCAGCACCACCUACACCCGACUGAGCAGCGAGGCUCUGCAGCUGGAACGCAGCUCAAACGCUCCUGAGGUAAGUGGAGCAUCUCGCCCAGCAGGACAAACCCACCUACUCCUGGAGGCAGCCCUCCUGUCAGAGCAGCUGCCAUCACAGGGCCACAUCCGAGGCCCCCUUACUGUGCCACGCUCUUCUACCUACGAAAGGCUGUGCAGUGGGGGGACUGUGCUGCCGAUCUCACACUCCUGCCACACUCUCAGUAGCAGCUGUCGGUGCACUGGACACUCCUACCUCCCCCAUCAUCACUUGUUCCUGCACUUACCUCAGGAGGAGGCCCCAGUAACAGCAGCAACUCCUGCUGUCCCUGUCACUGACCCUAUCCCCACUCCUGCUCCCGUAGCAGAGAAAAAGCCAGAGGUCCGCUCUCAGGCCUGCAGCCCGACCAUGACCUGGCUGUGUGAGGAGAGCGGUGCAGAGGAGCUGAGUGUCAUUUCUUUAGCCACAGCAGACGUCACUCCCUCGGAGACACAUCUAAUCCCAUCCUCUUUCCCUCCUGCGUCCCCUCUUGAGCAUUCAUUCAUCUUAGAGCCGCUGCCACCCGACAAACCAGAGGAGGUAAUGAGGAUGCCAGCCGAGCCCCACACUUGCCAGCCCCACCCUACAGCUCCACUGCCAGUGAGGCAGGAAGCUACAGUACUGGAGAUAGAAGAGGACAAUACAGAGGAAACUGAAGGAGCAAAUGAAGAUGGGUAUCCCCCACAGCUGUGUCACUGGAGCCGGUAUUUCCUCAUAGAUCUUUUGGCUUUGGCAAUGCCGGUGGUCCCGACCAUGGCGUGGCUGUGUCGAGGGGCACCACGGGACAUCAUGCCAGUGUAUCAUAUUGGGUCCCUGCUGAGAGGUUGCUGCGCUGUGGCCCUCCACUCGCUUCGCCGCCAGGGUGCAGGCAGGGGACGCAGGCCUACCAGCAUGAAUGGAACAACAACAAUCUGACAUUUUGUGCUCCCUCUGACAUUCAGAAAACAACCUCCCAACCUCUGCAAGCGCAGCCACAAAAAUGUGUUGGAUAUCUCCUCUUAUAAGAUUUUUAGAUUUUACAUAACGCCCUUGUGAUUUUGUGGUCAUGCCUUGCCUUAGAGAACAAAGGAUUAGUUGUACAUUAUUAAAUACUUUAAGUACUCAGAUCUAUACUUACUGCUACUGCCUGCAGUUUCAGUGGUUUUCUCUUUAUUGCAAUUUGCAUGUCACCCACAGUUUGGUUGGGUUCUCUUGCUUGAAUUAAAGAGCCCCUACCUGGAUUCAUGCGAAACAUCUGGGCUAAAAUAUUCAAUUUAUUUUAUCAAAAAAAAAAAAAAAAAAAAAUUCUGAAGUUGGAUGCUUCCCUAUUUUCAUCAUUACGUUUUAAAAAUUGUUAAUAGGAAAAAUAAUUUUUUUCUUUGGCAUCAACAUCCUAAAAAAUAAAUUACAGUCUACUACUACUACUUGAAUGACUUGUGCAGAAGCAGUUCGUAGAUUUACAGAGCACUCUGAGCAUAGGCUGCAAAAAGUGUAAGGCAUUCAUUUUGUACUUCCACACUUGAAAAUACUGAGUACGUUUCGAAGCUGUUUGGGACUUUUACCUUCAGUACUCUAGUACUCAGGUGCGGAACAGACAGAUCAUUGAUAUUUUGCCAAUAAACAAACCAUGAGAGUUUAAAACUGUACAGGCUCUUAUUUCUCUGCUCCUGAUGGGACACUAGUUUUUCAGUUACAAUCUAUCAAUGACCUGAAAAUAAAAAAUAAUAAAUAUCUGCAGUUUGGAGUUAUGACUGAGUUAAAUUGACAUAAUGGAGAUAAUCCCAAACUCUAAAUCAUGUUGAAAGAAAUACAAGGCUCUGUGCUAGAAGCACAGCCAUUUGUUGCAGUUUUGAUCUAAAAAUAAAGCCCUGAGGUGGGUGUGUGAGCAGGACAUGAAUAUGUACCAGACUUCCACUGCUCUAAAUGCACUGUCUGCUCAUGUAUUGACAGUUACAGAUUUCUAUAAACAUUACAGGAGAGAGGGAGAGAUAAUUCUUUGAGAUUUAACAUGCAGUAGUUUGUGAUCCACACAGCUGAAUGAAUGAAGGACUUGGAUGAGGAGUUCUGUUUACUGGAUUUGUGAAGAGUUGUUUUUGAUACUGUGAUAUAUUUUCAAAUUUUACAUGACACAUAAGAUCUUUGCACAGCUGCGAGUAAAGACUAACACUCGAAAAGUUAUUCUUUGUGUCAGUGUAGGUCAUAGCACUGUAUUGCAGUUUAUAAGGAUGUACAGUAUGUAUCAUAACAUCAAGUGGCCCUUUUGUGUGUCAACUGAAAUUGCUCAAUAGUAACUACAAACUAUGAUGUACAGUGUGUAUAUGGUUACCAAUGUCAGCCUUAUUAUGCAAAAAUAGCAAUGUUUUAGCUUUCAGGGAUCUUUCCAAAAAAGUUUUACUAGUUCAAUUAAUGAUUCAGCUUAAGGCAAAACAGCUGUUAGUGUAAAUUCAAACCAGUGGAAAAUAAAAAAGUGUCAUUUAUCUGUGGUUUGAGCAGUACAUAUUCUAGCGUUUGAAGUUCUCACAAUUUUCUUAUUUUCAAUUUGUUUGACUGUGGUUCCAGAGCAACUACGUUUGAUCCUUCAUGAUCAAAAAAGAAGCGCUUCUGAAUUUGUAAUUGCUCGAUGUCACUUAUCGUUCUCCAUGUACCUCUUAUUUAUCGCACAGCCUGGACUCAACACGUGAAAGACUUUUCCAUCGGCCUGUACUGUACAUGCAAAAGAAAUGAAUCAAUGACUGACUGUAGUAUAAUUGCACAAGAAACAGAAUAUUGCAAAAUGCCCUGGAUGUUUCCUCUCCUCUUGGAAAAUAAAACAUGAUUCUUAA